GGGAGGCAGCUGGCAGUUGGCAGUAGGUCGAAGGAUCUAGACAUCUCAGAGCUGAGGGCACCCCAGCCCCACCAUCUCUCAGUUCUACAGUUCUACCCCUACUGCGUUCAGAGAACAGAAACCCCAGGAUGUGACGGGCCUGUGCCUUUCUUGGGGGAAGAUUCGUGCCCCCCUGAAUCGUGAAGUCCUUGGCCUGUUUCUCUCUUUCACCUUCUCCCCGGAACAAGUAAAUCCACUCCCACAGCUCAAGUCACAUCUUAACCCUGACGACACAGGCUCCUUCCUGGUGUCUCCAGAGUCAUCUCUCCGGGUACCCCCCAGCUGUCACUUCCAAUGUUCCUCACAUCACUCAGGGCCGGUCUCAUGUCUGUCGAGCAUCUGCUCCAUGUCUGGCAGUUUGGGGGCCACUGAGGACCCAACAGCGAACAAAGCAGAAGCAAAUUUCCGUUUCCUUCCUGCCUCGUGGAGCUGACGCUCUAAGAGGAGAGAGGGACAGGGAGCAUGUAACAGAUCAUCAGGAUGAUUUCAGAUCAUGGCAAGUGCUGAGAGUGUGGAAGUUCUAGAGGCAAGAGGAGGGAGAGGGACCAGGAGGUACUUUAGAAAAGGAGGCCAGGGGGUUUUCCUUGGAGAAGGUCAAUUUUGUGCUAACUUCAGAGAAGUGAGAGAGCAACUCAUUGGGUUAUAUUUGGGAAGAGCAUUCCGGGCAGAGGGAGUAGCCAAUGCAAAGGCCCUGAGGCAGGAUGGAGACUGGCUCCUUCUAAGGAAUGGUGAAGAGGCGCUGUUUGGCAAACAGAGCAAGAGGGGCUGGUCCUCUUGGGGCCUUUUUGAGCAUCAAGGAGCCUGGCUUUUGUCCUCAAUGAGAUGGGGAGGGUUUUCAGCAGGGGGAGGUAAGAUGUAAUUUGGCUGCUUCUAGGAGGGAGAACAACCCGAAGAGGCCAGGGGAAGCUUUAUGACCUGGACCAGGUGCUGGCUGCGGAGAUGGAGAAGAGAGGGCAGGGUCUGGAGGGAGCAUCGUCAGCAAACAAAGGCCCAGCUGGGGAAAUGGGGGUGGCUGUGGGCCAGGCUGUGUCUGCCAUCCUCUCUCCCGCUGCAGACCCUGCAGACUCAGAGCCGGCCAUGAAGGUUCUGCUCCUCACGGGGCUGGGAGCCCUGUUCUUCUCCUACUACUGGGAUGACAACUUCGACCCUGCCAGCCUCCAGGGAGCCCGGGUGCUGCUGACCGGGGCCAGCGCAGGCGUCGGGGAGGAGCUGGCCUAUCACUACGCUCGCCUGGGCUCCCACCUGGUGCUCACGGCCCACACCGAGGCUUUCCUGCAGAAGGUGGUAGGGAACUGCCGGAAGCUGGGCGCUCCCGAGGUCUUCUACAUCGCUGCGGACAUGGCCUCCCCCGAGGUGCCCGGGCGCGUGGUGCAGUUUGCGCUGGACAAGCUGGGAGGGCUGGACUACCUCGUGCUGAACCACCUCGGCGCCACCCCGGCAGGCACGCGGUCCCGGAGCGUCCAGGGGACACGCUGGCUCCUGCAGGUGAACUUGCUGAGUUACGUGCAGCUGACCUCGCUGGCGCUGCCCAGCCUGACCGACAGCAGAGGCUCCCUGGUGGUCGUGUCCUCGCUGCUCGGCCGUGUGCCCACGUCCUUCUCCAGCCCGUACUCGGCGGCCAAGUUCGCGCUGGACGGCUUCUUCGGCUCCCUGCGGCGGGAGCUGGACGUGCAGGACGUGAACGUGGCCAUCACCAUGUGUGUCCUGGGCCUCCGGGACCGCGCCUCGGCCGCAGAGGCAGUCAGGGGAGUCACGAGGGCCAAGGCGGCCCCGGGGCCCAAGGCGGCCCUGGCGGUGAUCCGCGGCGGUGCCACCCGCGCCCCCGGCGUCUUCUACCCGUGGCGCUUCCACCUGCUGGGCCUGCUCCGGGGAUGGCUGCCGCACCCGAGGGCCUGGUUCAUCCGCCAGGAGCUCAACGUCACCGCUGUCGCCGCUGCCGCUGCCUGAGCUCCCGGGGCGGCGCUCCUUCGUCUUCCCAGAGGGGAGCCCUCCAUCCAGCCGUCCCAGAGCGGCGACACCCAUCGAGACACCUCUGAGCGGGUGGCCGAGGCCCGACACAGAGUCAUCAAGACAGAAAAGGAAAGCCGAGAAAAACUUGCCAGCACCUGGAAACAGCCGCAGCUCCGAGUUUGCAAGCGUUGAUCGUGUGCCAGGCACCUGGUCAGCGACUUGGAAGGCGUUUCCUCAGUCAUCCGGGCCACCGUCGGUGACGUGAUUGCUGCUUCCAUUUUGCAGAUGAGAAAACUGAGGCUAAGAGAGGGGGCGUGACUCUCCCCAGGCCCCAGGCUGCAUCCAUCAGGGCACCCGGGGAGCCCUGGCCAUUUCUUGGAACCACCGCAUCCCUGGUCUCUUUCUGCUCGCUCAACCUUGGAGCGGCCCCUACCCUUGCCCCCGCAGGUGACAGCCUUGAGGCCGUCCCUCCGUGGAUGGGGUCCCGGGCGCGGAGGAGGGAAAGGAUGUGCUCUGGGCUGGACCCAGCCUUCUGUUUCACAAUAAAAACCCUUCUUUUGCACAUAGGUUCA
This is a messenger RNA of Nyctereutes procyonoides (raccoon dog), 2561 nucleotides long. It is a transcript of the gene HSD11B1L, whose product is annotated as hydroxysteroid 11-beta dehydrogenase 1 like. The transcript has 7 exons. Gene Ontology annotation, cellular component: intracellular membrane-bounded organelle. The record is from RefSeq and is a predicted model, not a curated record. Bases 979 to 1986 code for a protein of 335 amino acids. Gene Ontology annotation, molecular function: oxidoreductase activity. Lineage: Eukaryota; Metazoa; Chordata; Mammalia; Carnivora; Canidae.